UCAGCAGAGACGCCAGGCGCACUUCCGACACUGGACUCUCUUCUUUUCCCGUCCGCACAAACCUCCAUUUCACAGACUCUCGCUUCCUUGCGCAGGUCUGCACUAUCUGUUUCCAAUCGGCUGCAGUCUAUUGAAACAGAUGCGGCAUUUGUGCGUGAGGUCGCAGAACAUUAUGGACUGCCGCUUGUUGCGAAUGAACGCUGUGGAAGCUGGUAUAUUGACCCCGAGACCAAGGGUGGUAGUGCUUAUUUUAAGAGCACGGAUGGUCACAGUGGACAGUGGGAUUUUAGCUUUCGUAGGCUGAAUUUGCAGCUUCUUCCUCUGGCUAGAGAGAAUGGGGGGGUUAGUUUCGUUCUUCUUUUCAAGGGGGUGAUUGUUGUUGUUCUUGUGGUUACUUUGACAUGUGUUAUCGUUGACUCGACCCGCCGAGGAAAAUUGAUGCCAGACGCAUUAUCCAAAACAAUCCCCAUCUGGACCGCCGUCUUAAACCGCACACUCUUCCCCACCGAAACAGCAUAUCACCCCGUCCAUCUCCCACCAAAUUACCUCGGCGCAUCAGAAGAAGCCCAGAUCAAAUCCCGCAUCGAUAGUUUCGUCGCCUCACUCAAGAAUCUAAAGCUCGACCUCAACCAUCUACGCGAACAACUAGGCAAACCAAUCCGCAUAGCAUGGGCCAAUCGGAGCUACUUCCACCCAACCGAUCUGCACAAGGGCGACGGGUAUAAUCUGCUCGUGCUAUGCUCCGCGUCGCGGCGCGUGCAGGGCGCCGAAAUGUCUGAGGGUGGAUAUAUCCAGGGUGCGGGUGAUGAUGCUGAGGGCUGGGCUCAUGGGCUGACGCCGCCGGUCUUUUGGGAGCAUCGUGCGCGACUGAAGGGGACGUCUGAGGAGGAUUUGCCUGCGCUUAUUGGGGAGUUGAUUGUUUCUUCUGGAUCGGGUGGAAAGGGCCAGGGUGCUGCGGCGCGUAUCGCGCCGACGAAGAAUUUGUUUAUUGGUGUGAUGGGUGAGGCGGGUUCGUAUGAUCUUGUCAUUGAUUGUAAUGAUAAUGGUACGGGCGAAGGUGAGGGCGAGGGCGGGGAAGGGUGUUCCAAGUCCACCUGCAAGAAAUUGAAUCUGGGCUGUGCGUCAGGGAAGCUGGGAAGUCGAGAUCUACGAAAGUCGUUGGAUCGAGUGCGAGAGUUCGUUGCGAGGGAGUUUGCGGAGGACUCUUCGCGGUCUUUGUUGGUGACUUGUGAGAAUGGGAAGGAUCUUUCGGCAGGGACUUUGCUUGCGAUUAUUUGCCUCUUUUACAAUGAUCAAGGGGAAUUUGACAUCUCACAGGGCGAGCGCAGUGUCGGCAAACAAUACAUCCGACAGCGUCUUGCCUGGAUUGUGUCAUCGAAGCACGACGUGAACCCGUCCCGCUCGACGCUUCAAUCGGUCAACGCGUUUCUCAUGUCAUGA
This is a messenger RNA of Penicillium cosmopolitanum, 1440 nucleotides long. Its product is annotated as initiator tRNA phosphoribosyl transferase family protein. The transcript is spliced from 5 exons. The annotation marks the transcript as partial. Gene Ontology annotation, biological process: charged-tRNA amino acid modification. The record is from RefSeq and is a predicted model, not a curated record. Gene Ontology annotation, cellular component: cytoplasm. NCBI's taxonomy places the organism in Eukaryota, Fungi, Ascomycota, Eurotiomycetes, Eurotiales, Aspergillaceae. Gene Ontology annotation, molecular function: tRNA adenosine(64)-2'-O-ribosylphosphate transferase activity.